Molecule: messenger RNA, 3600 nt
Organism: Rotaria socialis
Lineage: Eukaryota; Metazoa; Rotifera; Eurotatoria; Philodinida; Philodinidae
Source: the annotation of a GenBank genome assembly
AUGUCAACUGAUAUUUCACCUUUAAAGUCAGAAGAAAUUCAAUUAUUUGAAUUAGCUCGUCUAUCGAAUAUAACAAUUGACGAACCUUCAAAUAUGAGUGAUACAUUUUAUGUAACACCUGCCGAUGAAAUUGAAAAACUCGAAGAUUGGAAAUAUCCAUUGGCAUUUCAAGCAGCUCAUCAUCAUGAAAAUCUGAAUGUUCCGGAGACAGUUGAAGUUGAAUGGCGACUGCGAGAUCGAAUGAAAACAGUUAGUGUUGCACUUGUUAUGUGUCUUCACAUAGGCGUUGACCCGCCCGAUGUAGUUAAAACAAAUCCAUGUUCAAAGCUUGAAUGUUGGAUUGAUCCAUUUUCAAUGACACCUCGUAGAGCUCUAGAAUCGAUCGCUGCUGAAUUACAACGCCAAUAUGAACGAUGGCAAUCGAAAGCUCGAUAUAAAUCAAGUCUUGACCCAACACAAGAUGACAUUAAAAAACUGUGCCUGACUUUACGGCGCAAUGCUAGAGAAGAGCGCAUUCUAUUUCAUUAUAAUGGCCAUGGUGUUCCACGACCGACAGCUAACGGAGAAAUUUGGGUAUUCAAUAAGAAUUUUACUCAAUACAUACCAUUAUCUUUAUAUGAUCUACAAAAAUGGAUGAGUUCACCUUCAAUUUUUGUUUUCGAUUGUUCACAUGCCGGUGUUGUUCUGAAUUUAUUUGUUAAAUUUGCUGAACAAAUUGAUAAAGAGCUUGACGACGCUCGAAAAAAUCUAGCGCAAACUCCUUUAAUCUCUUCUACUUCGACUCAUCCAGCAUCCCAGAUAAUACCACUUCUUCCUACAUCGUCACCUGUGCAAGAUAUUUUACUUGGCGCUUGUGGUGAAAAUGAACUUUUACCUAUGAAUGCAGAAUUACCAGCUGAUUUAUUUACAUCUUGUUUAACUACACCUAUUAAAAUUGCACUGCGUUGGUAUGUUUUACAGAAGAAUAUAAGCCGUCUUAAUCCAAAUAUUGAUCAAGAUAUGAUUGAUAAAAUACCUGGCACAGUCACUGAUCGAAAAUCAAUGUUAGGCGAAUUAAAUUGGAUAUUUACUGCUGUAACAGAUACCAUCGCUUGGAAUUCACUACCAAAAGAUACAUUUCAACGUUUAUUUCGACAAGAUCUAUUAGUUGCUUCACUCUUUCGAAAUUUUCUUCUCGCUGAAAGAAUUAUGCGGUCAUAUGGUUGCCAUGUUUGUUCAAGACCAGCACUACCACCUAUGUUCGAACAUCGAUUAUGGAAUGCAUGGGAUAUGGCUCUGGAUUUAUGUCUUAAACAAUUACCUUCAGUAUUAAAACAAACAGAUAGUGGUGUCCGUGAACCGGUUUAUGAGCCGAGCUCAUUUUUUGCCGAUCAAUUAACUGCAUUUUCAGUGUGGCUUGGUGAAAACUCUCUAUUAACAACAACAUUAGAAAGAGAACAUUUAAAACAACCCGAGCAACUACCUAUCGUUUUACAAGUUUUACUCAGUCAAUCACACCGACAAAGAGCACUCGAUUUACUUGCUCGUUUUCUUGAUAUUGGUACAUGGGCUGUUCAUCUUGCUCUCUCCGUUGGCAUAUUUCCAUAUGUACUCCGUUUAUUACAAGCAACAAGUGACGAUCUGCGGCCCUAUCUUGUUUUUAUUUGGGCAAAAAUAUUAGCUGUUGAUCGAGCUUGUCAAAUAGAUAUUAUACGUGAAAAAGGCCAUGAGUAUUUUAUUUCAACAUUAACUGAUGCUCGAUCAUCGAAUGGUGUUCGUGCAUUAGCUGCUUUCAAUUUAACUUGUUUAGUUGAUAAUUAUACUAGAGGACAGGACGAAUUAUUAUCAGUCAUGCCUCGUGUACUUGAUAUUUUAAAUACUCCUACUACAUUUCUUUAUGAAACAUCAGCUCUUUUUCUAUGGUGUACAUUAUUUCUCGGACAAGCCUGGCGUUUAAAUUGCAAUGCUUGCGAAAAAGCUGUUCUUAUUCGUGCACCAGAUACAUUACAAACACUACUCGCAACGCAUGAUUCUCCUGAAGUUCGUGCUGCUUGUGCCUAUGCUCUCGGCACUUAUUUAUCUUCGUCAGCGUCUGGUAUCGAAUUAAGCGAACGACGAAGUGAACAAUCCAAAGAAGUAGCAACUGUUCUUGUGCGUAGCCUCAACGAUGGCUCUCCGCUUGUUCGACAGGAAGUUCUCGUUGCUUUACAACAUUUUUUGAUUUUAUUUGCUCAAGCUCCUACUAGUGGAACGAACGUUGCAAGUAAUCCUAAUCGAGCUGGUAAUUUAUUAAAUAAAACUGUUUUUUAUAAAGUUACAGAAGCAAUACAAACUGUUGCUUCGUCUGAUCCAUCUCAUGAAAUGGUGCAAUUAGCUGAAGCAGUUCUUACACAUUCAUCAGAAACGUUGAACACAACAUUUUUUCAAUGGUGCUGUAGUCGAUUUCGUGAAUCAAAUACAAUAGUACGAGAUCUUGGAUCUGGCAUUGCACAACAAUGUGGUGCUUUAUAUUCUGAAGAUGAACUUGAUUGUUUUGCACGUAGUGGACGUUAUUGGCGUAAUCAUUGUAUACGUGCGAAUCCUAGUAAACUAGCUGAUUUUCAACAUAUGCGUGAGACGAUGUUCAAUAAUCGAGUAUCAAAUGCUAUUCCACUCGUUCUACGUCUUCAUCCAUAUGAAAAUUAUUUAACUGUGGCGAAUUCAAAUGGAAAUUUAAAUUUCUAUGAAUUCGAUGGAACUCCACGUUCAAAAACAACAUUAAAGGUCGGUGCAAUCGGUUCAAUAAUCGAUACAUUAGAUUUUAUUAAUGCACACGAUCGAACAUUAAUUUGUGUUGGUACUGAUACUGGUGCUAUUCGUAUAUUCGACGAAUCCACUCAACGUCUUAUUUCAUCAUGGAUAGCUUUAUACGAUCAUCAGACUCAACUUCAUCCAUCUCAUCAUCGUUCAGCGGCUAAGUCUACGGUGAACACAAGUAUUUCUACAGCACCAGUAAAAUUUAGUGUCGAUUGGAAUCAACAACUAUGCCGGAUAUAUGCAUCAAGUUCUAUUGUUGAUUACAUAGCAUUAUGGGACGUUGAACGUGAACGUUGUCUAUAUACAAUGGACACCGGUACAUCUGGUGGUGUUCAUUGUCUUCUAUCGGAUUCAAAUGGCUAUUGUGCAGCUGGCAUGGGUGACGGAACAGUCCGUUGCUUUGAUACACGCUCACGAGAAAGCGCCGUACAUAUAAUUCCACCGCCAACACCAUUAAAUCGUCAUUCUUCAAUAGUUACUCUGAAAUUUGAUGGAAACGAUCGUUUAAUAUCAAUAAGUAAUAUGGAACAAUUAAGGCGAUGGGAAUUAAGAACAGGCAUGAGUUCUGAAUUAGCUGUACCACAAACAUCACAACAUAUAUCAUCAGCUGAUGUUCAUCCAACAGGUAAAGUUUUAGCAUUAACGACAGCGAAUGCUUUACAAUUGAAAACAUGUUACGGUGACCUUCUCUUCGAUAUCAAACAUUCAAAAUUUGCUCAAGUAUCAUGCUUAUCAUUUCAUCAAUACCGACAGUUACUUGCUGUUGGAUUUAAAGAUGGUUCGUUAUCGAUGUUUACAGGAAAAACAAAUUCAUCAAGUCUAUGA